Molecule: messenger RNA, 2273 nt
Organism: Ilex paraguariensis (yerba mate)
Lineage: Eukaryota; Viridiplantae; Streptophyta; Magnoliopsida; Aquifoliales; Aquifoliaceae
Source: the annotation of a GenBank genome assembly
CUACUCACACCUUUCCUCUACCCUACUCUCUCCCUCUCUGUCUCUCUGUCUCUCUCUCUCUCUCUCUGUUAACCCUCUUGCGGUCAUUCUCUUCCAAAAGGUACAGAAAGACAGAGAAAGAUUAAAGGGAGGAGGAUGAGAGGACCUUUGGGGGCAGUGAUAGGGAGGUACCCUCCAAGUGAUGGCAAUGCUGAAAUGGGCGUUGGAAUCAUAAGGCAUAACAGAAAAUGCAGAGAUGUUGUCUUUCUUGUCAUCUUCAUUGCGUUCUGGAUAGCAAUGAUUGUCAACUCUAGCUUUGGAUUUAACAAAGGAAACCCAUUGAGGCUAAACUAUGGACUGGACUAUAAAGGGAAUGUGUGUGGUGACAGACAUGCAGAUCCUGACCUUCGUGAAUUGGAAUUCAGAUAUUGGUUAAAUCCCAACCAGGUUUACCAAACUGGUUUGAAAAACAGCCAAUUCAAGCUUUCUAAUGCACGGGCUAUCUGCUUGAUGGAAUGCCCGAUUCCGUCAGAAGAUUCAUUAAACUGGGUCUGUGAUUAUCCAGAGGGAGAUGUUCGUCUCUCAGUAGAUGACUGGAUUGACAGGAAUUAUGAUUAUUUUGCGGACCUUACUCCUGAUUUAAGGAAUACAUCUCUUCAACUUGAAGGUCCUUGUUAUCCGGUUAUAUAUCCAAGUGUGAAUGUUUAUUGGAGCUGCCAGUUUAUUGCUCGUGCAUCAAAUGUAUCAUUGAGGCAUUGGCAACAAAUGGGUGGGGUAAACAUCGUUGAGAACAUCAUCAUAGAUAAAUCAAUUCAUAGGUCCAUCAACUCUCGAUCAUCAGUGCUAAAGAGAUAUGUGGCUGAUGUUGGUAAGGCAUGGGCUGUACUGAUUGUUUGUGGAGGGAUUCUGCCUCUAUUUCUCUCUGUGAUAUGGCUUUUGAUGAUUCGGCAUUUUGUUACUGGAAUGCCAUGGAUAACUGUCAUCCUCUUUAAUGUUCUCAUAAUAUCAGUCACAAUGUUAUACUACUUAAAAGCUGGAUGGAUUGGAAACAGUGCUAUCUCUCCCAUCAUUGGUGAGCAUGAUCCAUAUUAUCACGUAUCUGCAAGGGAGCUAAAUCAUCUUCAUGCUGCUGCUGUUCUCAUGACGAUUGUAAUGAUCAUUUCCAUUCUAUCAUCUAUUGCCAUUGUUCGUCGCAUCCUUAUGGCAACAUCUGUCCUCAAGGUUGCUGCCAAGGUCAUUGGAGAAGUUCAAGCGCUUAUAGUUUUUCCAGUCAUACCAUACACUGUCUUAGCAAUUUUUUAUAUGAUGUGGUUCUCAGCUGCUCUCCAUCUUUUCAGUUCUGGUCAGGUUCUCCAAAACGACUGCAACACAAACUGUUGUGCAUAUGAUCUUAAAUCGAAACGAGUGGACUGUGAUCGUUGCUGCGGUUAUAGCAUCCACUAUACUUCUCAUAUUGCGGCUGCAAUCCUUUUCCAUCUGUUUGGAUGCUAUUGGGUCACACAGUUUUUCAAAGCAUGGUCUGCAACUGUGAUUGCAGGUUCUGUUGCUUCCUAUUAUUGGGCUCGUGCUGAAACAACGCCACAAAUUCCAUUUCUUCCAGUUUUCUCCUCAAUGAAGCGACUUAUGCGUUAUAACCUUGGGUCUGUGGCUCUUGGGUCUCUUAUUGUAUCAUUUGUUGAGUCCGUACGAUUUAUACUUGAGGCAGUUCGUCGCAAGCUGAAAAUGGCCAAUAAUAUGCCUGAAAGCUGGAUUGGAAGGGUGUUCUACUACUCUUCUCGUUGUUGCCUGAGGUGUAUUGAAUGGACCAUCAAAUCUGUGAACCGCAAUGCCUACAUUAUGAUUGCUAUAACAGGAAAAAGCUUCUUUAGAGCGUCAGAGAUUGCUACAGAAUUGAUCAUCAGUAACAUCCUUCGGAUAGGGAAGGUGAAUGUGAUUGGAGAUGUUAUUCUCUUUCUUGGGAAGCUUUGUGUCAGCCUUUCAAGUGCACUUUUUGCUUUCCUUAUGUUGGAUGUUCACAAAUACUAUUCUGCCCAUAACAAGAUCUCCUCCCCACUAUUUCCUGUGCUGGUAUGCUGGGGUCUGGGCUAUGUUGUUGCUUCUCUUUUCUUUGCAGUCGUGGAGAUGUCAAUUGAUACUAUAAUCCUUUCAUUCUGUCAGGAUUCUGAAGAGCACCAAGGAACAGCACAAUAUGCUCCUCCCCUUCUCAUUGAGACCUUCAGUGAUCAAAACGAGAUGCAAAGACUUACACAAUGACUCUGUUGAACAGCGUCAAUGCUUUUUUUUUUUUUUUUUUU